UUUAGGUAAGGCGUAAGCGGAAGUGACCCCGCGUGUGCAUAUUGAGAUUGCAAUGUUGCUGCUCGUCACACGCCACUUUUUCUCAGUUUUCCGCCACAACUAACGAAAAUGAGUAGUGGCUCAAAUCAGAGGACUUUGUUUCAGACUUGGGGCGCGUCCGUCUCCCAAAACAAAGUUGUUCAACCAAAAAAAGAUGCUAAGAAAGCGGCGGGGAGGCGCAGAACAACCCCAAACAACACUGCGCAGGUAACGCUAGCUACGACGCACCCUCCUCAAAAUGCUCUGUGGGCUCAAAUAGGUCAGGGGUCAACGCACACAACAGAGAGCACAGAGGAGCCUGCGUAUGAAGAUGAGGUUGACGACGACGAUUUAAUGAUAGUCGCUGUUUAUGAAGCUGAAAAGAACCUUCAACUUGAUAAUGCAAACUCUUUUCAAAGUGACAACCCUGUAGCAGCAGAGAGCACUGCCCUCUCUCCCACCCCGUCAGGUGGGCAGACAUAUCCAGACUUCCCUGGUUUUGACAGCUCCUCAGCUAAGGUAUGGAUUUACCCCACCAACUAUCCCAUCAGGGAGUAUCAGCUGAAGAUAUCAGAGGCUGCUCUGUUUCAAAACACACUAGUGUGCCUUCCCACCGGACUGGGAAAGACCUUUAUAGCCUCUGUGGUUAUGUACAACUUCUACCGCUGGUAUCCAUCAGGGAAGAUUGUCUUCAUGGCUCCCACCAAACCUCUGGUGGCCCAGCAGAUCGAGGCCUGUUAUAAAGUGAUGGGGAUCCCACAGGCACACAUGGCUGAGCUGACAGGCACCACAGCAGCAAAGCAUAGACAGGAGGUGUGGAGGACCAAGCGAGUCUUCUUCCUCACCCCACAGGUCAUGGUGAACGAUCUGUCCAGAGACAGCUGCCCUGCCCAGCAGGUCAAGUGUGUGGUGAUCGAUGAAGCCCACAAGGCGCUGGGCAACCACGCCUACAGUCAGGUGAUCAGACAGCUCGGAAGCCAGAGUCUGCAAUUCCGUGUCCUGGCCCUCAGUGCAACUCCAGGGGGGGAUGCAAAGGCGGUGCAGGCGGUGAUCUCUAAUUUGCUCAUCUCCCACAUUGAGUUGCGGUCAGAAGAGAGCCCAGACAUCCGGGCUCAUUCCCACCAGCGCAGUGUGGAGAAAAUGGUUGUUCCUCUGGGGGAAACCCUGUCCGCUUACCAGGCACGCUACCUACAGGUGCUGGACAAAUUCAUGUCUCGUCUGGUCCAGAACCGGGUGAUGGGACACAAAGACCUGCGGACUCUCAGCAAAUAUCAGAUCAUCCUCGCCAGGGAUCAGUUCCGAAAGAACCCACCGCCGAGCGUCAAGGGUCCGCAGCAGGGAAUGCUUGAGGGCGUCUUUGCCCUUUGCAUCAGCCUGUACCACGGCUAUGAGCUCCUGAUGCAGAUGGGGCUCCGAUCCCUCUUCUUCUACAUCCAGGGAAUCAUGGACGGAUCCAGAGAGAUGUCCAGGCCAAGAGUGAGCUGCAGAGGACUCCCCACCUUCAUGGACCUUUACCAUGAAAUGGAAGCAAUGUUUGUGAAGCCAUCUGCUGGUCCAGAUGAGCCAUUUGUUUACAGUCACCCCAAACUGGAGAAACUGGAGGAGGUGGUGCUUCAGCACUUCAGACAGUGGGCUGAGAGCUCUGCAGAAAAUAAUGGUCCUCAGGAAGUAAGCACGCGCGUGAUGAUCUUUUCAUCGUUCCGUGAGAGUGUACAGGAGAUUGCAUCCAUGUUAAACCGCCAUGCUCCACUGAUAAGGGUCAUGACCUUCAUGGGUCAAGCUUCAGCAGGGAAGGGAGUCAAAGGCUUCACCCAAAAGGAACAACUGGAGGUGGUGUGCAGGUUCCGUCAGGGAGGCUUCAACACACUGGUGUCCACCUGCGUCGGGGAGGAGGGGCUAGAUAUCGGAGAGGUGGACCUCAUCGUUUGCUUCGAUGCACAGAAGAAUCCCAUCCGCCUGGUGCAGCGAAUGGGACGCACUGGACGUAAGCGGCAGGGGCGAAUUGUUGUCAUCCUGGCUGAGGGACGAGAGGAGAAGACUUACAACCAGAGCCAGAGCAACAAGCGCAGUGUGGACAAGUCUAUUAUUGGCAACAAAAACGGGUUCCACAUGUACCCCAACAGCCCCCGCAUGCUGCCCGAGGGCGUGAACCCCACCCUGCAUAAGAUGCACAUUACCUGUGGCCAGUUUGACCAUCGGGAGAACAGCAGGCGGUCUGUCAGGGGUCGACGGUCCCACUCUGAGGGACGGGCCUCACUCAUCCACCCUCAAAACCUGAUUCGACAGGGCAGUGAGACAUCGGACGGGUUUCUGAGUAGUGCUGAAUAUUCCCUGUGGGCGUCCACCAUGAAGCUGGAGGAAGAUGAAGCUCAUCCAACCCUGAAACAGUCUCAUUUCAUGUCCCUACUGAGUGAUCCACCACCUCAGGAGGAAGUUUCCAGACCAUCAUCCAGAGAGCUGUCUUUGUGGGAGUGGAGACACUGGCAGCACAAAUCGCUUCCUACCCAUGUUGUUGAUCAUUCCCUCCGCUGCCACCACUUCACUAAGGUGAUGGAGCUGAUAGACGGCAUGAGAGAGGAAAAUGAGGGGGAGUGUCAAUAUGAACAGGAGCUUCUUCCUUACCUCCACAAAGAGGAUGCUGUUGGCCACGUAACCAAAGGACAAAAGAAACAGAAGGGUGCAAAGACCAGCACUAAAAUGACCAACAACAAAUCCAAACCAUCUUAUUCGAUGUUAUCUGAUCUUGAAUGCAUCAAUGAUGAAGAAGAGAGGGGAAAUACACGAGAGAGGAGUUCAAUAUCCACAUUCGCUGUGACAAAAAAACUUCCUGUUCAACAUGAUACUGAGGUGCCUCAUGAUGACAUCACAGAUCACCCAGGACCUGAGGCAAUUUGCCCUCCGCCCUCAAAAAUGGACUGUCCAGAAGCCGACAUGGAUGAUGACUGCGCCAUUAUAAAUGAUGACGUCUUUGAGCCAGAGCCAACAGUUGGUGAACCUGUAAAUUUUGACAAAAUUUCACAAUUGAUUACAAAAAUGGAUGAGGAUGAAGAUAUUGAACUUGAGGCCAUGUUCUACCUCCCUAAAUGGGAUUCAGCACCCUGUCCCUCCUUUGCUAAACUCCCCCCAGGAAGAGAUCAGAGUCUGAAAGUCAUAUUUGCCAAUGUGGCGGAGCUCCUGUCACAGUCUCCGCCACCACUGACUGCAGAUUUAGACGCCGACAUGGCUGCUCCAUCACUUCCUCCAUCUCCUCAGCAGCUUCUUCAGCCAUUCCAAGUCAGCUUUACCCUGGAGGUGGACGACGAUGACGAUGAAGUGAUGAUGAAUGACGUUGACGAUGCCCUCCUGAGGACGGACUUAGACGAGCCUCUGGUUGAUGAAGAAGAUGGUAAAACGCAUCAUGAUCGGCUUUGUCAGGAUCAGCCACAUAGCAUCAGCAGCGUAGCGGCAAACAGCCCGACCUGGGAUGAGGUUUUUGGGGAAGAAGAAGAAAAAGUUAAUGAUAAUAAUGACAUAAAAGAUGCUACCAAAGAGGCAGGUGAUGAGGUUUACAAACAGGAAAAGGCUGAUGAGGAAGCUGACAAGUACGGAGAAAUAAAAAUAAAUAAUUAUGUCACGAUAGAAGAGAAAGAGAGUUGUUGGGAUGAUGUGAGGAACGAGGAAAUUACAGACUUGACACAUGGCGAUGUGAACGAUAACAGGGACUCUCAGAUGGAUGAGAGCGUUGAUCUGUUCGGGGACGACGAGGCCUUCCUGCAGAUGACCAUCCCAGACGUCUCCACUCCAAGUGUCACGCCCAGGACUUCCCUGAGUGCUGAAAAGAUUUCGUUACAUACACCGACAGACACACGUAGCAGCACACACACAGCUGAUUUAGCACACACGAAGCAAAUAACUCAUUCUCUGCACACAGAGCUGAUAACGCCGAGCACCACAGAGAUAAAACACACAGCAGCACCAAGUAAACCUGUAACACACGACUCAAUGACAGACAAGGAAGUUACAGCUGAUUGUAAAUCUACAGUGCCACAAAACACUGAAUCCUUUGAGAGCUCCCAUGACUACUUCUCUGUCAACUUUGACCUCGGCUAUUCACUGGAGGACUCUGACGAAGCAGAAGAAGAAGCUGCUCCAUGUACAGUGACCUCGCCACAGUGUAAAAAACAAGCCGACUCUUCCACCCCCGUCAACAGUUUAGGAAGACAGAGAAUAUUUCAACAGUCCAGUGACUCCAAGAUGUCUACACCACAAGUACUGUCAGAGCACAGGAAGAGAGAAACACCCUCUCUUCUGGCGUCGCCCUUGUCGUCAAAAGGGGGUGCAAUGCCGUCUCCAAUCGCCUUACCAGGAGUUAGGCGGAUGCUCAUGUCUGGCUACACCGGGCCUCAUAACGCGUCUCCAGCCCCCAGCUUAAAACGGAGACGACCUGAGGAGGAAUCCCCUUCUAAUGCAGUGGAAUGCAACGACGACAGUGACGAUGACGUUUUGGUUAAUAAAAGAAGACAUCAGAGCAAGGUCAACCCCCUGUCAUCCCCAGAAGUGUCAAAGAUCUGCAGUGACGUGGACUCCCCGGUGGUUGUGAAGAGGAAACGCACGGCUGCACUUAAUACUUCAGAUGAAAUGGAGGUCGAAGCUGUUUCGGAUGAUGAUUUCCAAAAUGAGUCUGUGUUCGCACGCAGACCUGCAGCACAUGGAGCUGAGAGGCAACGAGUCCAGCAGGGCAAAGCCAAGAACCCCACACGCCAAAAAGGGCGUCAGUUCCUGGAUGAAGAAGCAGAGCUGUCAGAGGAGGAGGACGACGUGUCAUCUGAUGAAGACGAUGGAGAGGAACAGGACCGUUUUCUUGAAGGCUUUGUGGUUGACAACACACACUUCUCACAGGGACUGAAUGACUCAGAGAUGCACGGUGUUUACCUGAAGUCAGUAAGAAGUCCUGAAGUCCGGGGAAAGUUUAAAAUGUCCUACAGAAAUCAUCACAACAUGGACAUAUUUUCUCAGGUGCCUGAGAUGGAUGAAACUUAUGCAGAGGACAGCUUUGUGGUGGGAAGUGAGGUGGAGGAGGUGGAGGAGGUAGAGGGCAGCGAGGACGAGGCUGAAGACAUUGAACUAAUGCCUGAGGACUCGUAUGUGGAGGGGCGGAGGCAGUAUGCCACUAGACGGCGUGUUUUCCUGCACAAAGCCAGAGCACGAGCUGGGGCCGCUGCUAAGACUACGGCUGGAUCUCCACCAGAGCAGAGAGCUAGGGUGAAAACCAAGCGCAGCCGAGUCAUUCGCAUUGAUGAUUCUAGUGAGGAGGAGACCGAGGAGGUUGGUACAAAGGAAAGUCUCACAACAGGAAGGGGUGUCGCUGACCCCUUGUGGUCAAAGGCGGUACAGCCAGAGCCCAGCAGGCUUCAGCAGCAACAGAAACCCUCCUCCUGCUCAUCUUCAACCAUAGCAUCCAAGGUCUCAUUGCUGAGCAAGGCACAGAGGAGCUCAGUGACUGAAGACCGGCUAAAAGAGAGGUGUCGCCAGAGGCUAGAAAACCAGCACUUGCUCUCUGAUGAACUUGACUUUGUAGAGUCAGAGUUGCCUUCAUCCUCCAAUAAACAACCUCAGGUCCAGGCUGUCCCUGCCACCUCGUCAGUUCCAUCCACUGCACAAGAUCCAUCAGGCAGUAAGGCCUCUGCUCCAUCCGGGCCUGUUUGCAUCGUGGUGGACAGUCGCUGCAUCAGUGGUGGAGUGGAGUUGAUGACCGCCCUCCGUCAGCACCAUGCGGUCACUGUCCACGUCUGCUCGCUGGAUGGCUGCUACUUCAUAGUCAGCAACCGCAUGGCAGUAGAGAGGCACAGCCCGUCGGAUCUGGCUGCGAUGCAGAACCGGAAGCGACUGGCUGAAAGAGUAAACAGCCUGCAGGGAUCGUUUGAGCGUGUUUGUCUGAUAGUGGAGAAGGACCGAACCAAGCCAGGCGAGGCGUCACGUCCGUUUCAGCGGACACGUUACUAUGACAGCACUUUGACAGCACUUGUGCGUACCGGGGUGCGUCUGUUGUGGAGUGAUGGCGCUGAGGAUAGUGCCGGCUUGCUGGCAGACCUGGCACGGCUGGAGCAGCGCAAAGGCCAGGGCAUCGCUGUACCGCUGGAGGUCAAAGGGCAGCACAGGCAGCAGGCCCUGCAGAUCUACCUGAGCCUGCCCUCUGUCAACUACGCCCAUGCUCUCAGCAUGAGCCACAACUUCAGGUCAAUAGCUCAACUCAUAAACAGCUCUAUUGAAGCCAUACAGAAGGGAGGCUGUAUGAGCCGAUCCAGAGCCGAGGAGAUCUACCGCUUCCUGCGCUUCUCCUGCGACUCCUUCUUCUUGGACACAUCAAAAACAUGAAAAAGCAGCUAGCAGCGCCGGUGAAUAACACUGUAAGAAAACCACAUACUGACAUCUGUUCACUCAUCCUUUAAUUCUCCACUACUUUCUCUUUCUUUCGUCUUUGUUUUAAGUCUCACGGGGACCAGUGGGCAACACUUACGAUGCUAUUUACACUAACUGCUCUAUCUGAAGUUGUAUCUCAAUGAGAGAAAAGCCUCAGGAUAUUGGUUCAGCUGUCUUGCACAAAACAUGAAGGGAAACUCAAUUUCUUUCUUAUAAUAAUGUAAGACAUUUUCAAUAAUCACUUGGUUUAUCUGAAGACUCGUCUACUGGCACUAAUCCUGUCAGACUGUGUGGAGGCAAAACCGUGAUUAUAGGAACUUGAUAUUUGAUCAACACUUGAAUAACUUAUUUUUUUGGUCAAAAUAAUGAACAUUGGUUAUACCACUACUCUGGAAGAAGUACAAAUGGUACCAGAUUUCUUUAAUAAAGAACGCUAUAUUUAUAUGUUGUUUAUAUAUUGUCGCAAAGUAUUUAUGUGUUUUCCCCUAAAAAAUCUGAAUGAGUCUGCUUCAAGCUCCAAGCGUAAGUCAGGGCUCCUA
This is a messenger RNA of Plectropomus leopardus (leopard coralgrouper), 6956 nucleotides long. It is a transcript of the gene fancm, whose product is annotated as FA complementation group M. Gene Ontology annotation, biological process: double-strand break repair via synthesis-dependent strand annealing; interstrand cross-link repair. Lineage: Eukaryota; Metazoa; Chordata; Actinopteri; Perciformes; Serranidae. The record is from RefSeq and is a predicted model, not a curated record. Gene Ontology annotation, molecular function: four-way junction helicase activity; ATP binding; four-way junction DNA binding.